Molecule: messenger RNA, 3696 nt
Organism: Sphaerodactylus townsendi
Lineage: Eukaryota; Metazoa; Chordata; Lepidosauria; Squamata; Sphaerodactylidae
Gene: LYN
Product: LYN proto-oncogene, Src family tyrosine kinase
Exons: 12
Coding region: 255-1622 (455 amino acids)
Biological process (GO): cell differentiation; innate immune response; protein phosphorylation
Cellular component (GO): extrinsic component of cytoplasmic side of plasma membrane
Molecular function (GO): ATP binding; signaling receptor binding; non-membrane spanning protein tyrosine kinase activity
Source: RefSeq, a predicted model, not a curated record
CGACCAGGAAGUAAGCAGCAAACCCUCGGCCAGGGGCCAGCCGCUGAAGUUCCUCUCUGCAGAAGAGCGCAGCUGGCCGCUCUGAGAAUGAGCAUUUCGACGUCGCCUUCUGUGUGUUUUCGGGUCCUUUUGCAAGAAUCCCGAGUGGCCUAGUUUUGAGCGACAUACCUACCGGCUGCGCCCCCCACUCCCGCAGCUGAAGCGACCGGGCGAUUAAUUUGCCGGUACCGGAUCUCCACCUUCAGGAAAGAAAUAUGGGAUGUAUAAAAUCCAAAAGAAAAGAGAACCUUCAUGGAGAUGGGCUAGAUAUGAAGACCCAAUCAGUACGUAAAACUGAAAGAACUAUUUAUGUGAGGGAUCCAACGUCCAAUAAACAACAAAGGCCACCAAAAACAGAUGCACUUUUACCAGGUCAGAGAUUCAUGCCAGAAGAGGAGAAGGAUCUUCGGGCCAUUGUAGUAGCCUUAUAUGCUUAUGACGGUCUUCAUGAAGAUGAUUUGUCCUUCAAGAAAGGAGAGAAAAUGGCAGUUCUUGAGGAGCAUGGAGAAUGGUGGAAAGCUAAAUCCCUCUUGACCAAGAAGGAAGGCUUUAUCCCAAGCAACUAUGUUGCAAAUGUCAACACCUUAGAAACUGAAGAAUGGUUUUUUAAAGAUAUAACCAGAAAAGAUGCAGAAAGGCAACUGCUAGCACCUGGAAAUAGUCCUGGAGCUUUCCUUAUACGAGAGAGUGAAACAUUAAAAGGUAGCUACUCUCUGUCUAUCAGAGACACUGAUAAUAUACACGGCGAUGUUGUGAAGCACUACAAAAUCAGAAGUCUCGACAAUGGAGGAUAUUACAUCUCCCCAAGAAUUACUUUUCCCUCCAUCAGUGACAUGAUCAAACAUUAUCAAAGUUAUUACAAUAAUAAUACCAAAGUUGCAGUUAAAACUCUGAAGCCUGGUACUAUGUCUGUGCAAGCUUUCAUGGAAGAAGCCAAUCUUAUGAAAUCACUUCAGCAUGACAAGCUGGUUCGACUGUAUGCAGUAGUCACCAAAGAAGAACCUAUUUAUAUAAUAACAGAAUACAUGGCAAAAGGUAGCUUGUUGGAUUUUCUGAAGAGUGCAGAGGGUGGGAAAUUACUGCUUCCAAAGCUUAUUGAUUUCUCAGCUCAGAUUGCAGAGGGGAUGGCAUAUAUAGAAAGGAAGAACUAUAUUCACCGGGAUCUGAGAGCAGCUAAUGUUCUAGUUUCAGAAUCACUGAUGUGCAAAAUUGCUGAUUUUGGACUAGCCAGAGUAAUUGAAGAUAAUGAAUAUACAGCCAGAGAAGGUGCAAAAUUCCCUAUCAAAUGGACAGCACCAGAAGCCAUUAACUAUGGUUCAUUUACUAUUAAGUCUGAUGUGUGGUCAUUUGGAGUUCUUCUAUAUGAAAUCAUUACAUUUGGAAAAAUUCCUUAUCCAGGAAUGAGUAAUUCUGAUGUAAUGGUAGCUCUUCAGAGAGGUUACCGUAUGCCGCUUAUUGAAAGCCUGGUCCAACCGAGUCCAGUGAUAUCAAGGAAACCUGUUGGAAAGAUAAAGCAAAUGUUAUUCCAAUAUUUGAUUAUUUAUAGAGCGGUUUCGUUUACUUCUACACAGCAAGUCAUAUGACAAUACCAACAGCAGCCAUAAGAAAAAGACUCUGUUUUCCCCCAUAGACAAUCUUGGGAAAUGAAAAUGAGGUUGAGGCAGUUACUUUGGAUAUACUGGAAUACCAUUAUCAUGAAACUAAAAGCUGCAGUUCAGCUGGAUGAAUAUGUACAAUGUAAAUUAUCAUCAUCCUGAUUAAGGUUAAAGUCCACUAUUAAUGCUUCCUUUGCAUUUUUACUUAAAUAAACAUCCAGAUGAUAUGAGCUUUGACUCAGAAGACAAAAGGGAGUCACACCAAUGCCAAACAUGAGGAAGAAACAGCUGCAAAGAUAAUGAACAAAUGCAAGUUCAUGAAGGUAAUCAAAUGGCACAGCUAUGCUCUGCAUCAUAAAAAGGGAUAAAUCUUCUGUGGCAGAGGAAACAUCUGGAUGUUCUGGUAGAACAGAAGCUUCAAGGGCUACAGUUGGAAGUAGAAGAGCAAUAGUAGAAGUGACAUGAGAAGGAAAAUAGUGGCUACAAUUUCUGUUGGAAAUAAAGAACUGUGUGCUGUCUCUUAACUUCAGAUUACAAGGGGGACUUGACUAGAGAAUCAGAGAGAUAGAGGGGUCAAGGCACUGGAUAUUCUUUACUGUUCUGACACUCUCUCUUUGAUUUGUAGAUUGCUACUCUCAGGGAAACUUCCUGUCUGCUUCUUCUCACACCUCUACUUACACGCACAUUUUUCCAUCUUGCAACCAUGAGGCCGGCAUGCAGAUCCUGUAUCUUUCCUCAUCCUGAUUGGUCAGACUAAAUUGGGAAGCUAUAUUUGUGCUAUCCUAUCCAGAAUUCUUACAAUAAAUGAAGUAUACUAGUUUGAACAGAGAAAAUGGCUUUGAGUAAUUUUGUUCCUGGCUCUUAACAGAGAUUGGACGGCUUUGCUGGGCAUACUAAAGCCUUGCGCACUUGGGGAGCCAGAAUCUGAAUAUGCCAACAACAUCUUCUCCACUUCAGUUUGUUCAUUUUAAAAUCUCUACCCAAUGUUUUAUAUAGCUGUAAAAUAGCUUUAUAUAAGUUUCGUAUAGGAUUUGGUUCAUUGGUCCAUGAUUUAAAGCAUGGAAAUACCUAUGGUAUCAUUUCCCUUCCUGUCAAUCCUAAAUACCAUACCAUUUUAAUAUUCAAAGGUUCAAUGCAAGAAAAAAUUGAAUUACAUUUUGUAAGUAUUAUAAAACAUUAUAUAUGACAUUUAAAUACACUUGGGUAAAAGCAGAUGGUUUCUACUGUUGGUAGAAAGGAUUUUCAUGAAUCUUUUCUGCCAGAGACAAUUUUAAAAAUUACUUCCACCCCUUCCCCCCACUAUUAAACAUACCUAGUUUCAAUUGGUUAACAGUACCAAGGAAGUUAUUUUCACUGUACAACAGUUUUUAAGUUGUUGCUGUUCUUAUUCUUAACUCGUUAUAUUUUGCCAAAUAUAGUAUUACAAAAGGCAAAAUUAAAAUGAAACUUUCUUCUUUGGAAGUAUAGCUUGCUGUUUGUACAGCCAAAGAGUCUGGAUCAAUUUGUACACACAGUCUUGGAACCUGUCUAUAAUCACCAUGUGCAGAAGAAAACUUCCAAGUCUUCUCCUUACUACAGUCGCCUGAUAUUCUGCUCUUGGAUAAUUGCAGAUUUCCCAUCAACAGCAUGAAUGGGCAGUGUGUGUGUGUGUGUGUGUGUGUGGGGGGGUAUUUAUGAUAUUUGACAGGAUGCAACCCACUAUCUAGAAUGGUAAUGACUGCACUUGAAAACAAUUAGAAAUCUUCAGAAGUGCAAGUUUGGGACUGAAGUCAGAAACUGGAUGAGAGUUAACUUUGGUAAUCUUGUUAAGCUGUGCCUCUACUUUUUCCUCAGACUUUUCUCUCUUUAUUAUGUUAACAAUUGGAAGACUAUGGUACUAAGAAAAUAAUUAUACACAAGCUGAUUACUAUAAAAAAUCUGAUUCUAUUCAGUUGCACAAAAACUUUUUGUAAAAAAAUACUGUUUUAGAAUGAAGGAAUCUUUUGGCAGAAUGACAAUCAGUAUUCCAACCUGUAAAUAUUUACAUGGCACUAUAAUUUUUAAUAAAUAACCGUUCUUGAAA